GUGAAGUUCAUCCAUGACCAAUGUUCUCCCAACCCAAAAUACCGAGGGUUUUUCCACGGCGUGCGGGAGAUCAUUCGGCACCAAGGGUUGAAAGGAACUUACCAAGGUUUAACCGCCACGGUCCUCAAACAAGGAUCGAACCAAGCCAUCCGUUUCUUCGUCAUGACGUCUCUUAGGAACUGGUACAGAG
Thamnophis sirtalis is the source of this 190-nucleotide messenger RNA. The record is from RefSeq and is a predicted model, not a curated record. Lineage: Eukaryota; Metazoa; Chordata; Lepidosauria; Squamata; Natricidae.